UUCAGUGUACGCGGUGACGUCACGACGUAAGGACUCACACAACCGCAUUGUUGUUGGGGGAAGAGAAGCUCGGGCAGCCGCUGAGCUCUGCCGCUUCUAACAUUGUUAUAGAUCAGUAAUUACCCUGAUCACAGUAACAACACUUUGAAACCGGCUCCGUCGCCCUGGAUACCUGUCGGUCACUCUCAAUCUCACCUCGGUUCAGCGCGAGCCGCGGCCGCCGUUGGAUGAGCGGACUGAAUGUGGAUUUAACUGCCGCUUCGCUCCGCAGGCCGCGCCGCCAUUGCUGCUGUUUUUAUAAGCUGAAUUCGUGAACAUACUGAGGGUCGUUAAGGCUUCACAAUGAAGAAGAAAAGUCGACAUCAUCGACCUGCGGUGCUGAAGAGGGAUUCGUCUCCCAUCAAGCCUUCGCCCAACCGGGAGACGCUGACGUAUGCACAGGCUCAGCGGAUUGUGGAGCUGGAGGUGGACGGCCGCGUUCACCGGCUCAGCAUCUACGACAAGAUGGACGUCAUCUCUGAUGACGACCCCACGGCGCAGGAGAUCAUGGAGUGCAACAGCAACAAGGAGAACAACGAGAAGCCCCAGCAGGUCCUGGUGCGCUCUGUGCGCCUCAAAAACAACCAGCAGAAGAAGAACGCUGCGCUCAUGGCCUCACACGGCUGCACCGGCACUCAAGGCAGUACCGGCGGCCUGUUGGAGCCAAAGGUUAGAACUGUUGAAUACAACCUGCCAGUGGUGCCGAAGAGGCCGGUGUCGUAUUACAAAUACACGGAAAGGACGGCAGAGGAGCUGGACGAGGAGGUAGAGUACGACAUGGAUGAGGAGGACUACGCCUGGUUGGAGCUCUUCAAUGAGAAGAGGAAGAGCGAGGGCAUCAGCCAGGUGUCGCACAACCUGUUUGAGUUCCUCAUGGACCGCUUUGAGAAGGAGUCGCACUCGGCUACACAGGGUCAGAGCGACCUGCAGUCUCUGGUGGACGAGGACGCUGUCUGCUGCAUCUGCAUGGAUGGAGAUGGAGCAGACAGUAACGUCAUCCUCUUCUGCGACUCCUGCAACAUCGCUGUGCACCAGGAGUGCUACGGCGUGCCGUACAUCCCUGAGGGCCAGUGGUUGUGCCGUCACUGCUUGCAGCGUCCGUUGCGGCCCACUGAGUGCGUCUUCUGCCCCAACCGAGGCGGAGCCAUGAAGAAGACUGACGAUGACCGCUGGGGCCAUGUAGCGUGUGCCCUGUGGGUGCCUGAAGUUGGCUUCUCUAACACUGUUUUCAUCGAGCCCAUCGACGGUGUUCGUAAUAUCCCACCAGCGCGCUGGAAGCUCACCUGCUACCUGUGUAAAGAGAAAGGUACAGGAGCGUGCAUUCAGUGCGACAAAAUCAACUGUUACACCGCCUUCCAUGUCAGCUGCGCCCAGAAGGCCGGCCUCUACAUGAAGAUGGAGCCCGUGAAAGAAGUGAUGUCGUCCGGUGCCUCCACCUUCUCUGUGAAAAAGACCGCCUACUGCUGCAGCCACACGCCUGAAGGCUGCGACCGCCGGCCGCUCAACAUCUACGAGCAGCUGCAUCCGAAUGGAGCCUGCCACAAAAGGGCGGACAAGAGGGGGAAGUCCCGGGCCAAGGGCUGGCAGAAGAAGAAGAGUAAACGAGGGGAGCCCGAACCAGAACCGGAGCCUGAGACCCCCACCAACUCUGGGCCCAGUAUCACUGCUUCAAGUUUCGACACCAUCCUUAACCAGGUGGCUGUUCAGAGGAAGCGUGUGUUCGUUGAGCGAGUGUUGAGCUACUGGGUGCAGAAGAGGCAGUCGAGAAACAACGUGCCGUUGAUCCGCCGGCUGCAGGCCAACCCUCAGCCGCCCAAAGUCAAGAAGAUGGACCGCAUGGAGACGAACCAGGCGCUGAAGGAGCAGCUGAAGGAGUGGCACCGCCUCCGGCACGACCUGGAGCGAGCUCGCCUGCUGCUGGAGCUCAUCAGGAAGAGAGAGAAGCUGAAGAGAGAGGAGAUGAAGCUGCAGCAGUCGGCGCUGGAGGUCCAGCUGACCCCCUUCAACAUCCUGCUGAGAGCCGUGCUCAGUCAGCUGCAGGAGAAGGACCAGUACAGUAUCUUCGCUCAGCCCGUCAACAUCAAGGAGGUUCAGGACUACCUGGACCACGUCAAGGACCCCAUGGACUUCUCCACCAUGAGGAAACGCAUCGACGCUCACGACUACAGGAGCCUUGAGGACUUUGAGGCCGACUUCAACCUCAUCAUCUUCAACUGCAUGAAGUACAACGCCAAGGACACGUUUUUCUACAAGGCCGCUCAGCGGAUGCAGGACCACGGAGGAGCCAUCCUCCGCAGGGCCCGCAGAGAGGCAGAGAGGAUCGGCUUCGACUUCCCCAGCGGGUUGCAUCUGCCCGAAGCCCCGAAACAGGAGACGCCAUCCCCCUUCUCCUGGGAGGACGUGGACCGGCUGCUGAGCCCCGCCUACCGCCAGCUGACGCCUCUGGAGGAUCAGCUGAAGGAGCUGCUGGAGAAGUUGGACCUGAGCACGGCCAUGAAGCACAGCCCGUCCCGCAGCAAGAGGCUCAAACUGCUCAAAAAGACCAUCAUGGAGGUCCGCGGCGAGAUGAGCCUGAAGAAGUCCCUCCGAAAGCCGCGGCUAGCGGCCCCUGAGCCCGACCCAGCCCCCGUCGAGUCAGAGGAGAAACCACUACCUGAACCCCCGGCAGAGCCCUGCACGCCGAAGGAGGUGAAACCUCUACCUCCGCCAACGUUCGAGCUGCUAACGUCACUAUCGCAGCUCGACACCUCGCCCAGCGACUCGGAGCCGGCCCCUUUGAAGGGCGUCAUACCCAGCAUGCACCAUCCUCCCGUGGAGCUCGAUGGCGACACAGACACGUCUACCUCAGUGCCCGCGGACACACCCAACGGGCACGUCCCAGACCCGCUGCUCCCCAACGGCGACAUCCACACCGAAGCCUCUGGCGCCUGCAACCGACGCAACAACGUCCUCUUCCGCAAGUCCAAGAGCACCAGCCCCCAGAAACCACACAAGACACAAGAGGCGUCCGCUGUGCCGCCGUCCCCCCUGGGCGCCAAAACUUUCUUGUCAGUGGUUAUCCCUCGACUGGAGACGCUCCUCCUGCCGAAGAAGAGGAGACGCAGCAGCAGCGCCGAUGGCGAGGAGGAGGACGAGGAGUCGCCGAUAAAACGCCUCGGCACAGGAAUAGCAAACGGUUUUGUGGUGGAGGAAGAGGAAAUCUCAGUGUCUCCCCGUCUACUGGAGCCUCGCCGCCGCUGUGCCUCCGAGUCGAGCAUCUCCUCCAGCGGAAGCGUUCUAUGCAGCACGAGCACCGUCAUUGUGCCUAAAAGCGGUAAAGGCCGCUCGCCGGCAGCUCGCCGGAGCACCGUGGACGACAAAAGCACUCUGAUGACCUGCAUCGAGAACGGAGAGUUCACCAAAGCUGCCAACAUCUCUUCAGAUCACGGACCCCAGAGCGCGGAGGACGGGGUGUCGGCACAACGGGGCGGAGCUUCCCCCGCCGCCGCAGGUCGUCCUCAGAGCCGGAGAGCGGAUGCAGUUCAGGUCCGCAGAGAAACUCUUCCUCGUCCACUUCUUCGACAGCAAGCGCAGCUGGCAAUGGCUUCCUAGAUCCAAGAUGGCUCCCUUCGGGGUCAACCAGGCGCUCGACACACUCAAGCUGAGGGAGGCUCGCUCCUCCGGUAUCCGAAAAGCUGUGCGGCUCGCUUUCGACCGAGCUAUGAACCACCUGAACCGUGUCAGCGGCGAGCUGGAGCUGA
Molecule: messenger RNA, 3779 nt
Organism: Cottoperca gobio
Lineage: Eukaryota; Metazoa; Chordata; Actinopteri; Perciformes; Bovichtidae
Product: bromodomain-containing protein 1-like
Exons: 11
Coding region: 343-3630 (1095 amino acids)
Biological process (GO): regulation of transcription by RNA polymerase II
Molecular function (GO): protein binding
Source: RefSeq, a predicted model, not a curated record